Pungitius pungitius (ninespine stickleback) is the source of this 1831-nucleotide messenger RNA. It is a transcript of the gene s1pr4, whose product is annotated as sphingosine-1-phosphate receptor 4. Gene Ontology annotation, cellular component: plasma membrane; cytoplasm. The transcript is spliced from 2 exons. Gene Ontology annotation, biological process: adenylate cyclase-activating G protein-coupled receptor signaling pathway; regulation of metabolic process. The record is from RefSeq and is a predicted model, not a curated record. Gene Ontology annotation, molecular function: sphingosine-1-phosphate receptor activity. NCBI's taxonomy places the organism in Eukaryota, Metazoa, Chordata, Actinopteri, Perciformes, Gasterosteidae. The coding region runs from base 208 to 1452 and encodes 414 amino acids.
CUAACCUUAUUGGGCUUACUUCCCCAUCAAACAUUUCUUCAGUCACUCAGCAUCUCCACCAACAGACAGAGGUUGUGUGUUGUUCACAGGCAGAGCUGCAGUGGUUAGAGUGUGAUAGCCUGUUCGACAACAGGAGUUCCACACUAAUUCCCCCUGCAGCGCGUUCGUUCUCCACUCAGCCCCUUUUGGACCGGCACAGCUGCUGCUAUGAGUGUCUUCUCCUCCUUCACCUCCCCCUCUUCCUGCCCCCACCUGUACCACGUGCCCGGUUCCCCCGGCGACGGCGCCUUAUCGAACGCCACCGCCGCGGCCGACGAGAUCAACCAUGUGAUCCUGCGCCAUUACAACCACACCGGGCGCCUGCAGAACAGGACCACCUCGGACGCGCGCCACCACAUCAGCGCCUCCAUGGCCGUCUUCCUCUUCUUCAGUAUCUUCAUCGUCCUGGAGAAUCUCCUGGUGCUGGUGGCCGUCAUCUCCCGCAUCCGCCACAGCCAGCGCUGGGUUUACGUCUGCAUUGCCAACAUCACACUCAGUGACCUGCUCACCGGCGCCGCCUACUUGGUCAACAUCUGCAUGUCCGGCAGCCAGACGUUUCGCCUCACCCCCGCCCUGUGGCUCUUCCGGGAAGGGGUGCUGUUUGUGGCCCUGGCUGCGUCCAUAUUCAGUUUGUUGCUGAUUGCUGUGGAGCGCUACACCACCAUGAUAAAGCCCCUGCCCCAGAAGUCACCGAGGAAGACCUACUGCAGGAUCUACGGCUUGGUGGCGCUCUGCUGGAUUCUGGCGAUGGUGAUCGGCUUCCUCCCCUUGUUGGGCUGGAACUGCGUGUGCAGCCUGGACGGAUGCUCCACCCUACUUCCUCUCUACUCCAAGUCCUACAUCUUUUUCGCUCUCAUCAUCUUCUUCCUCAUCCUCCUGGCCAUCGGCGUGCUCUACGGAGCCAUCUACUGCCACGUGCACAAGAGCGCGCAGCUGGGCUCGCAGCGCAGUCGCAAGCGCUCUUUGGACCUGCUCAGGACCGUGAUCACUAUAGUCGGAGUGUUCCUGCUGUGCUGGGGGCCGUUGUUCCUGCUGUUACUGGUGGAUUUCUUCUGCGGGUCCCGGCAGUGUGCGCUGCUGCUCAGCGCUGACUUUUGCAUCACCCUGGCGGUGUUAAACUCUGGCCUGAACCCAGUUAUCUACGCGCUGGGCAGCAGCGACAUGAGGAAGGCCAUCGCCGAGCUGCUGUGCUGCUGCUGCCUGAAGGCCGGUCUCUGUCACCCAGACACGUUCACAUCCAAGGAGACCAGCAGCACCUCAGGGAGCAGGAGGGACAGCCUGAGGAACAGUUUUAACAAGGUCAGGAACCUGAGCGUGGCCUCCCCACCAGCGACUCCAAGCAAGCCUCGCAAGGCACCCAAAAAAUAUAGGUUGAGCUCCACCACCAGCUGCCUGUCAGUUUCGAGCGGUUAAACCACAACGUGCUCCCCCACCCAAGCAAACGAGACCUGUGCGCACUGAUACACAUCCAACCGUUUCCUCUUAGUUUUGGUUUGAAUGCUGAAGGCUUGGCCCCGGAGGUACUUGCGCUGAUGACACACACGUGACAUAAAAAAAACUGAAUAUAUUCUCGCAAUUUAAACAGUUCUUUGGCCUCCCUUCUGAAUUGAUCUGUUGUUGCACUGUUGCACACAUCAGACACCGUGACUUUGGUACGCUGCAGAUGCAGAGAGCUGGGAAUUGGGCAUCAUUGUCCUUACAAGAGUAAUGAAUCCUCUAUUAAGUUCUUAUUGCAAAGCUUUUUCUAUCCCCUCCCAAAAAAUAUUUUCGGAGGAAGUGAUGACAUUUCUUG